AUGAAAUGCUCAACCAUGAAACAAUUAUACUUCUUCCUGAAGGGAAGAAAAUUCUCCACCACAAGUAAGGUAUUUGUCGAUAAGAAUACAACUGUGAUAUGUCAAGGGAUUACGGGAAAACAGGGAACUUUUCACACAACGGAAGCAAUGAAAUAUGGAACAAAAAUGGUUGGAGGUGUAAACCCAAGAAAAAAAGGAACAACAUGGGAAAGUCUGGAUAAAAAAUAUAAACUUCCUGUUUUUGGAUCAUGUAUGGAAGCCAAGGAGAAAACGAAUUGUUACGCAUCCGUUAUAUAUGUACCUCCAGAACAUGCAAAAAAUGCUAUAAUUGAAUCAAUUGAAGCUGAAAUUCCUUUAAUUGUUUGCAUAACUGAAGGAAUAUGUCAACAUGACAUGAUUGAAGUGAAACAUUGCUUGAACAUGUCUAAAAAGAGCAAAUUAAUAGGCCCCAAUUGUCCAGGUGUAAUAAAGCCAGAUGAAUGUAAAAUAGGGAUUAUGCCCUCACAUAUUCAUAAAAAAGGAUGCGUUGGAAUUGUAAGUAGGAGUGGAACAUUAACAUACGAAGGUGUAAAUCAAACAACCAAAAUUGGACUAGGUCAAUCAACAUGUAUAGGUAUUGGUGGAGACCCAUUCCAUGGAACCAGUUUUAUUGAUUGUCUUAAAUUAUUUCUAGAAGAUGAUGAAACUAAAUGUAUUUUAUUAAUUGGAGAAAUUGGGGGAAAUGCGGAAGAGCAAGUAGCCGAAUGGCUAAUACAAAAUAAUGUUGAUGAUGGGAAAAAAAAAAAAAAAAAAAAAAUUUUCGCAUUUAUAGCUGGAAAAUGUGCACCCCCUGGAAAAAGAAUGGGUCAUGCAGGUGCAUUAAUUAGUGGUGGAAAGGGCACUGCAGAUGAAAAAAUUCAGGCUUUAAAAGCUGCAGGUGUUCAUAUAAUUAUGAACCCAACUCAAAUGGGCCAUGAAAUACAUUCUGUAAUGAACAACAGUGUGUAUUGA
Plasmodium gonderi is the source of this 990-nucleotide messenger RNA. RefSeq names its product succinyl-CoA synthetase alpha subunit. The coding region runs from base 1 to 990 and encodes 329 amino acids. The record is from RefSeq and is a predicted model, not a curated record. The transcript has 3 exons. Gene Ontology annotation, biological process: tricarboxylic acid cycle. Gene Ontology annotation, molecular function: succinate-CoA ligase (ADP-forming) activity; succinate-CoA ligase (GDP-forming) activity. NCBI's taxonomy places the organism in Eukaryota, Apicomplexa, Aconoidasida, Haemosporida, Plasmodiidae. Gene Ontology annotation, cellular component: mitochondrion; succinate-CoA ligase complex (ADP-forming).